AUGUUUCUAUCAUUCUCGGGAUCCCCACCUCAAAUUUUGCCUCACCAUGGGAAGGUUUUUUACGAAGACGGGUCGAUAUACGGUGAAGUCGGUUACACGGUUCUACAACAAAGUUUGGAUGCUGGUAGGCCUAUUUUCUUGGGCCCUGAUAUAUGGCGCCUUCAAGCACAGGUUUGGAAGGUACAAUGUACUCAGAAUUUACAGCAUUUCAUUUGGCAAGCUCUGACGGGAUGUAUAGCGGUCGGGGCAAGACUAAAGAGUCGCGGUAUGCUGAUAGACCCACAAUGUAUGCAGUGUGGAAUGGCGACAGAAACAGUGAACCACACACUGUUUGAAUGCCCACCGGCACUACAAGUUUGGGCUCUAUCUCCAAUACCAACGGCUCCCCAUCGGUUCCCCACAGGAAGCUUGUUUGCAAAUAUAGCAUAUCUUUUUUGGCAUCUGCCAAACGAUGAUAGGAUGAAAUUAUAUCCUUGGUUAAUUUGGUAUAUUUGGAAAUUACGCAAUGAUAAGGUUAUAACGAAUGUGGAUUAG
Microthlaspi erraticum is the source of this 534-nucleotide messenger RNA. NCBI's taxonomy places the organism in Eukaryota, Viridiplantae, Streptophyta, Magnoliopsida, Brassicales, Brassicaceae. The record is from the annotation of a GenBank genome assembly.